Molecule: messenger RNA, 2061 nt
Organism: Cannabis sativa
Lineage: Eukaryota; Viridiplantae; Streptophyta; Magnoliopsida; Rosales; Cannabaceae
Product: polygalacturonase QRT3
Exons: 4
Coding region: 402-1850 (482 amino acids)
Molecular function (GO): polygalacturonase activity
Source: RefSeq, a predicted model, not a curated record
UUUUUUUUUUUGGUAAUUUUUAGGUGGGAAGACUUCAACAAUUGACUUUGGUCGCUUUUUAGGAAAAAAAUAUAUAUUUAUUACAUUUUUUUUGUCGGUUCUCUACCUUUGCUCUUUUCUUUUUAUACAUAUACAACAAAAUACUGAAGUCAAUAUAUAAUAAUAAAAGUAAGUUAAAGAACUCCUAGUUUAGUUAGUUAUGCCUAUAAGACUCCCAAUUGCAAAACAUACCUUAAAAAGAGAGAAAAAUCAUCGAAGACAUCAAUACCAAGAUCCGAAAGACAAGGUCUAUCCCAUUUUGCUUUAAAAGAGGUAAAACAAACUCUUUUGUGCUACCAAAGGCUCUCCUUCUCUCUCUAGAUCUCUCUCUAUCUCUCUCUCCUAGCAUUGGCAGGUACCAAAUGAAAUUCAAUAUUUCAGCAUUAUUCUUGAUUUCACUGUUUAAUUUACUCGUACUGGUACUGGAAGCUACCUCUUCCUCAAAGUACGAAGAUAAGCUAUGGAACUACCAAUCAAUCCAACAACAAAACCCACCUUUCAACUUCCAUCGAAAUUUGUUGUCAAUCGGUGCAGCUUCAAACAUCACAAGAAUUGGGCGAGUGUUUUACCCAAUUGGGUAUGGAGCAGAUCCAACUGGGGUUGAAGAUAGUACCGAGGCGAUAAUGAAGGCAGUGGAGGAUGCAUUUCAUGUUCAUAAUAAUGGCCUUGAAUUGUUGCCUGGAAUCAAUGACUUGGGAGGUGUGGUUAUUGAUUUUCAAGGUGGAAACUACAAGAUAAGCCAACCCAUAAGGUUACCUUCAGGUGGAGGCAAUGUUGUGGUGAAAGGAGGAACUCUUCGAGCAUCACACACAUUUCCAGGAAAUCGUUACCUGAUAGAGCUAUGGUCUCCAUCUUCAGUCCCUAUCGAUACAGACUCACCCCAUGACUUUAGUGGUGAUAGUGUUGGAAUUUUCUACGAGGAUAUAACUUUUCGUGACAUACUCUUCGAUUCAAGCUAUAGAGGAGGAGGAAUCUUCAUAAUCGACUCUGUUAGAAUCCGUAUAAACAACUGUUUCUUUCUUCAUUUCUCAACAAAAGGAAUUCUAGUCCAAAAGGGUCACGAAACCUUUAUAUCAAAUUGCUUUUUGGGACAGUACUCAACCAUUGGUGGUGACAAGGGAGAAAAGUACUUCACAGGAGUUGGCAUUGAUAUAGAAAGUAAUGACAAUGCCAUAACUGAUGUGGCAAUUUUUUCAGCUGAGGUUGGUAUCAUUUUAAGGGGCCAAGCCAAUAUGGUGACUGGUGUCCAUUGCUAUAACAAGGCUACUGGUUUUGGUGGGAUAGGAAUAUUGGUCAAGGUGGCUUGGAUUUCGCAGACUAGGAUUGAUAAUUGUUACAUGGAUUAUACAUCUAUUGUGAUUGAAGACCCAGUUCAAGUCCAUGUCACAAAUGGGUUUUUUCUAGGUGAUGGAAAUAUUGUUCUGAAAGCUGUUAAGGGACAUAUUCAUGGGGUGAACAUUGUGAACAACAUGUUCAAUGGGAACCCUCAAUAUCACACUCCUAUUGUGAGAGUGGAUGGGAGUUUUUGGAGCAUUGAACAAGUAGUGAUUGAACGAAACAAUGCUGUUGGGAUGGACUUGAAAUCUACAGUUGGGACAGCUGUUAUCAAAGGAAAUGGAACUAUGUGGGUCGCUGAUUUUUCACCAAUUUUAUUGUUCCCUGAUCGAAUUAGACACAUUCAGUACUCGCUUUUCGUUGAUGGGCUUCCCAAGUUUACUUCCCAUGCUAUCACCAAUGUCUCUAAUAAUGUAGUGCUUGUUGAGACGGACAAAAUUGUAAGUGGGAAGGUUUUUAUGACCGUUCAACAAUAAAAUCAAAUUCUAUAUUUAAUUUUGCUGUCACUAAUUUUCCAUAUAAUAUUUGUAACGAAUAUAUUAAAAUAUAUUAUAUUUGUUUAAUAGUGGCCUAUUCUUUGUUCAUAAUGAGUGUACACAUAGCUUUAUUUGUAAGAGAAUUUCUUUUUGUAAUGAUUUUGACUUUAUAUGAGUACUAGGCAAUUAAAGUGUGCUUCGCGUGAUAUUA